UCGCUAUCAGCACCAAACCGAAAGAACCAAAAGAACACCGUCGUUCUUACCCAAACGUUCACUUUUCAUCAACAGCAAGGCAUCUCGUUGCCUGAAUUUGGAACAUCUGAAAGGAAACACGGAACAGACCUUAUCGUAUCGACACCGAACCGCAUGCACGGCAGCACGUAAACAAGGCAUAUCUUUGUAUGCAUACGCAUUCUCUGCUGCAGUAUUAUCUUGCCUUGCAGCAUCAAGCACUCACGACUUAAACUUUUCACCUUUUGCAUGGUCCUUGCAUCAUCUCACAAACAAUGGGUUCGGUGUCACAGUCCAAAAGACUGUUGAACUAUCCAGACCCUUUGAGAGGUCCGGAUGUUCCAUAUGUUGUGGAGAGAAAGUCCAAUCCGCCCAUUCGCGGCUGGUUCAUUUGCGCCGCUGCCUUGAUUUUGGAAUAUCUUCGCUUUGUCAGGGAGAUAAUAUGGCACAACGCUGGCUUCGGCGAUCUACGCAAGAUUCGCCCUUUUAUCGAGGAUUACGAACCAUGGUUUGAGCCUCAAAUCGUACCCUAUCCGGAUUCUGAGACUACCGACGAAGUUAAGGAUGACAUUCAGGAUGACGAAAUUCCGGAAACUGAGGCGGCCAAGCGAGACGACCUUCGGCACAAGUAUCCCCAGGCAAACUACUACUCAGUGGAGGACUACCGGAAACUCUACCUCUCGGGCGCACUCACUCCCUUGGAUGUCGCGCAAGCUCUGCUUCCUCUGAUUCGCCGCGAUGUCGAGAAUCCUACCGAGUAUUCUUCAGCAUGGUUUGACAGCAAGGUUGAGAAAGUUCUGGCUGCGGCAAGGGCUUCGACGCAGCGGUACAAGGAAGGACGUUCUCUCGGUCCCCUCGAUGGCGUUCCUACCGGUGUCAAGGACGAGUAUGACAUUGACGGCUACGAAACCAACCUUGGUUCGAAAAACAUCUACACGGGCACCAUCCACGAAGAAGAUUCCAUCACUACCUGGUGUGUACGCAAGCUGCAAGAGUCCGGCGCCAUCAUCCUUGGUAAGCUCUCCAUGCACGAGUUUGGUCUCGACACCACCGGCAACAACCCGGUCCACGGCACUCCCAGAAACCCUCACAACCCCAACUACUACACAGGCGGCAGCUCUUCUGGUACCGGCUACGCCGUCAGCGCCGGUCUCAUCCCCAUCGGUCUCGGCAGCGACGGCGGCGGCAGCAUUCGCAUUCCCUCUAGUCUAUGCGGCGUCUACGGUCUCAAGCCCACCCACGGCCGUCUCUCUUUCAAGCCCGGUCAAAACCACUGCCUGACAUGCGCCUGUCUCGGUCCCAUUGCCGCGGACAUCAAGUCCCUCGCCACCGUCUUCCAAGUCAUCUGCAAGCCUCACCCCUCUUCCCCUUUCCCACCUUUGAAGCGCCUCAGCUUAACCGCCCCUUCCAACAAUGGUUCCCCCAAAGUCCUCGGCAUUCCCUCCGCCUGGUUCGCCCGCGCCACGCCCGCCAUCCAAACCCUCUGCAACACCAUGAUCAGACGCCUGUGCUCCGACCACGGCUAUACCGCCGUGGAAAUUGACAUCCCCUUCCUUCCCGAAGGGCAAAUUGCGCACGCCAUCACCGUCCUCACCGACGCUGCCACCCUCCUCCCGGAAACCAGCAACCUGACGUACGGCAACCGCAUCCUCAUCGCCCUUGGCACCGUCACCCCGGCCUCCGAUUACAUGCUAGCCAUGAAGCUGCGCCGCGUGCUGAUGCAGCACCUCUCCUGGCUGUGGCAGCAGUACCCGGGGAUGCUGAUCGUCACUCCCACAACCAGCUGCGAGGGGUUACCGAUCAAAAGCAAGAGCGAGCUGAAGUGGGGCGUGAAUGAUGGGGAUAGAACGCUGCAGAGCAUGGAGUAUGUUUGGUUGGCGAAUUUCUGUGGACUGCCGAGUAUUUCGGUGCCCGCUGGGUUUGUCGGCCCGGAGUCUGGGUUGGUGAACGAUAUGGAUGUUCAGGGACGGGGAGAGGUUCCGGUGGGAUUGAUGGCUAUGGGCGAGUGGUGCGCGGAGGAGCAGUUGUUGCAGUUUGGUGCGGUUUGUGAGGAGGCGGGCGCUGAUAGGAGGAGACGGCCGCCGAUUUGGGUGGAUGUGGUGAAGAAGGCGAAGGAGGAGGUUGCGCAGCGUGGGUAGAGGGAGAGAUGGGGUUGUGUUGACUGGUCAUGGGUUGAGGUUGAGGUUGGGGGUGAUAUCCGUUUUGGUGAGCAGAGUUACGGUUAGAGGGUGGGAGAGAGUCGCGGAAUGUGGUGUAGUAUCACCGAAAUCCACAAGCAACGACGUGAAAUAGCGAAGCUAGCAGAUCAUCCAAUUUUAUUCACAAAGGCACAA
Molecule: messenger RNA, 2351 nt
Organism: Neurospora tetraspora
Lineage: Eukaryota; Fungi; Ascomycota; Sordariomycetes; Sordariales; Sordariaceae
Product: amidase signature domain-containing protein
Exons: 3
Coding region: 294-2156 (620 amino acids)
Molecular function (GO): catalytic activity
Source: RefSeq, a predicted model, not a curated record